This is a messenger RNA of Tricharina praecox, 764 nucleotides long. RefSeq lists its product as uncharacterized. Bases 99 to 692 code for a protein of 197 amino acids. The record is from RefSeq and is a predicted model, not a curated record. NCBI's taxonomy places the organism in Eukaryota, Fungi, Ascomycota, Pezizomycetes, Pezizales, Pyronemataceae. The transcript has a single exon.
GCUCACGACCACACACGACCGAUAGAACAAGCACUCAGCAUCAUCCGUAAACUCAUAAAUUUCCAGAUACAGGAUCAGUCACGAUCCAAGACCUCCAGAUGCCUAGGCUACUCCAUCCUCGGCAUCCUGCCACCAGCCCCUUCAGGCUUCUUCAUCCCCUCAUCCCCCAUCCGCUGCUGUCCUCCAGCCCCCUUCCCCAUCCCUCCACCUCCCGGCAUGUUCUGCUUAUGAUCUCUCCGGGCAUGGUGCUCACCGUGAUGUCCCUCGGCUUUCGCCAUACCUCAGUCCCAGCACCGCAUUCAGCCCAAAGAUUACUCACCGGUCUGCCCACUUCCGCUCGAGUGCUUCAACCCACCAUGCGCCAGCGGCUCCAGAUGCGACGACUGCAUGACGUAAUCGUCACCGAUCACGCCGUGGGUGUGCUCAGUGCUCGAGUGGUCUUUGAGCGGGGACUUAAGAGGGUCGAUCUUGGUCGAAGAGAGCUCGUCCUCGUCGUAGCCGGGGCCAUUGGUGGGGUGCUCGAGGGCAUCGAGAGCCUUGCUGCUGGGUUUAUUCUGACGAUCCAUUUUUUCGUUGUUGUUUCAGUGUGGUUUUGUUCGGUAGAGGAAUCUGGGCACGGUUGGUUGUGUGCGCCGUUUUUUUAUACGUGCUGGCGAUACGAUGACGACUGUGCGCGGAGUCGUUGGCCAUGAUGCUCCACUGACGUCAAUUGAACGCCGCUGAGAAUAGACGGCGGCCGAUGCUUGACGGGGAUAAGCGGCGUG